AGGUUCAGAUUUUGUGGAGAAUUGGAUUGCCCCGAUUGGGUGUUGGCUGAAAUUAGUACCUUGGCCAAGAUGACAUCAGUGAAAAUGAAGUUACUGUGUGUUCAAGUUUUAAAGGAUCUUCUGGGAACUGAUAUUGAUUAUGACAAAGUUUCAAAGUUAACUUCUGAUGCCAAAUUUGAAACUGGUGAUGUCAAAGCCAGUAUAGCUGUUUUAUCAUUUAUUUUAACCUCGGCAGCCAAAUACAACGUAGAUGGUGAAACUUUGUCUAAUGAACUACAACAACUUGGUCUUCCUAAAGAACAUUCCACAUCAUUAUGUAAAUCUUACAGUGAUGCUCUAGAAAAAUUAAAGGAACAUUUACAGCAACAAAGUUUAAGAUUAUCUCAUUUAGACUCGGUGCAGUGGAGAGUUGACUAUAUUCUUAGUUCUAGUGAGCUUAAGGAUGUAAGUGAACCCUGUGUACAGAUGAAAUUAAAUGUAAAAAAUCCAGAUACCAACACAGUAAGCCCUGUAACCUUCACUGUACCAGCUGAUAAAUUUAGAGUCUUAUUGAAUGGUUGGUGA
Lottia gigantea (owl limpet) is the source of this 564-nucleotide messenger RNA. RefSeq lists its product as hypothetical. The record is from RefSeq and is a predicted model, not a curated record. The annotation marks the transcript as partial. Lineage: Eukaryota; Metazoa; Mollusca; Gastropoda; Lottiidae. The transcript is spliced from 7 exons.